This is a messenger RNA of Dendronephthya gigantea, 726 nucleotides long. RefSeq lists its product as uncharacterized. The record is from RefSeq and is a predicted model, not a curated record. The transcript is spliced from 2 exons. Bases 1 to 672 code for a protein of 223 amino acids. Lineage: Eukaryota; Metazoa; Cnidaria; Anthozoa; Malacalcyonacea; Nephtheidae.
AUGCCAAACACAGUUGCCGCAACAAAUUUUCUGAUAAAGCUGAAUGAUCUGCAUCCCAAUCUUAGUUUUACUAUGGAGUUGCCUGUCGACAACAAAAUAUUGUUUGUUGGCAUGGAAAUAAGAAGAGAUGGAUCGAAAAUCGAAACUCAAAAGGUUGUCAACAACAUCUUGAAUAAUGAGAGUCGAAGUGGAGAUACUCCUGACGAAAUCAGCAUUGUAAGAAUUAGUCUGCGCUUCAACGAUCAAACCGCAGCUAAUGCAGUUAGAAAGCAAAUGGUUGAUCUGAGUCGAAAAGUUGGUGUUCGUAUACAACCAGUGUUUACGAGCAGAAAAUUGGAACAGCAAUUAAAACCGAGGGAAGUGAAAGCGCCAAUCGUAAAUCAGCAAUGCGUUGUGUAUAAAUUUCAAUGUGAUCUGUGUGAUGUAGAUUAUAUCGACUAUACAGCGCAACAUCUCCACCAACGCAUCGCUGAGCAUAAAUCAUCAACCAUUGGCAAACACUUUUACGAGGCUCAUGGGAGUAAGGACUUGCUUAAUGCAAGCCAUUUUGAAGUUUUAAGAAAAUGCCAGAACAAAUUUGAUUGUCUUAUAUAUGAAAUGCUUUAUAUUAAAGAAUGUCAUCCUACUUUAAAUAUUCAAAGUGACUCCAUCCGUGCAAAACUCUUUGUAUAGGACUGUUGUCAUUUUAUUCGUAUUAAUUAUUCUAUUGUCGUAACUUAGUAUUUA